GUGGUCCUGCAUUAACUAUGUUCAAGUCGUCAACAAGAUAAAUAACAGAUCAAAAGGUUGUAGUUAACAGUUCACCAAGAUGAAGUGCCUUGUGAUCUUGACGAUAACUGCUCUCCUUCAAGCCUCCUUAGUGGCCAGUUCAUCACCUGCUGAAGGAGUAGCGGAUGCAAAAGCAAGUGCAAAUGCAGGCGCUGAAGCAAAAGGUGAGAGUGGAGGCUUUGGAUCGGCAAUCAGCGGACUUCUUUCGAAAAUCGGUAUAAAUCUCGGUGGCUCUUCUGACGCUGGAGCCAAAGCUGGCGCCGAAGGUGACAAAGCAGGAGUAGAGGCUGGAGCUUCCGGAGCUGCUGAAGCAGCAGGGUCAGGUCCUGAAGGCAAAGCUGCAGCUCAGUCCGAAGCAGGAGCUUCUUCAGGAAUCGAAGGUUCAGCUGGAUCAGCGGGAGCCAAGAGUGAGGUAGGAGUCAAAGGAGAAGAAACCGAAGCGGCCGCCAAAGCUGGAGCCUCAGCCAAAACAGCCAAGUCACGAUUUUACGGAGGAAGAGCAUCAUCUCAGUCUGGAGCCAUGGCCGGAGGUUAUGGAGGUUAUGGAGGUUACGGAGGUUAUGGAAGUGGUGGAUUAGCUGCUGCUUCUUCCAACGCCAACGCUGGAUAUGGCGGAUAUCGAGGUGGUUAUGGUGGAUAUGGUGGAUAUGGUGGAGCUGCAGCUUCCAGUGGUGCAAUGGCGGGAGGAUAUGGUUACUAAAUUACUUUAUGAUCACGUUUUAUAAUUAAAUAAAUAUUUGAAAGAAUGUUUUUUUU
This is a messenger RNA of Nezara viridula (southern green stink bug), 795 nucleotides long. Lineage: Eukaryota; Metazoa; Arthropoda; Insecta; Hemiptera; Pentatomidae. The record is from the annotation of a GenBank genome assembly.